AUGCACGCCUUCAGAUAUGCAAUGGCGACGAUUUCGCUGCUGUACGUAGCCGCCCACGGCCGUCCAACGCGUCAGUUCGACCAGACGGGCUCGACCUGGUACGAGGCCGUUCAAGAAAUCAUCCAAAGCAAAUGCGGCGUCGAAUUUGAAGACUACAAACACGGACACUCGCCCAACGUGACGCAGAAGACCCGUGUCAGCGUCCUCAUCAACUGCAUCCUCACUCAAAUGAGCGACUUCUACAAGGUCAACAUGGCGGCCAGCUCCAUCGUGCUCGGCUCGGCACCCAUGAUCCUCCAGUCGCUGGGGAGCACGACGGCCGAGACAGCCUUACUCGGCCUCCGGAGGCCCAUCUUGUCCUUUUUGCUGGCCACCGGGAGCCCCGCGGUGACGACGGUCAAGGGGAGCGAGUUCAUCGAGAUGCUGGCGCGCUUCGUCCGCGGGGGCGAGACGCGCAACCUGGGCAUGCCCGGCUUCCACUGGAGCGGGAUUCACAUGGGACUGCGGCCCGUCGUCAGCCUUUCCGAGUACCUCCUUGUCGGGGUGGCGGCCACCAACGUCGUGCUGGAGGCGCAUCGGCUCGGCACCCGCGCCAUCGUCGUCUUCGUGCCCACGACGACCUGGCUCCCCUCGCUGUGGACGCUCAUUGCUGUCCUCAUCCACGGCGGCGGCACCAUAGCGCUGCACCUCCGGGUCAGGGUGUACAAGCCACCACCACCGCCGGGCCCGGCCGCGGGGGGCUUCGCGUCGUGGGUGCCCGACGAGCUAAUCCCGUCGGCCUUCCAGCGGCCGAGCCGCAUGGCGUGGCGGCGGGAGCACGUGGCCUACUACGCGCUGAGCUGGUUCCUGAGCAUCUGCACGGUGGCGCACGUCGUCUUCGGCACGCUCAUCUUCUCGAGCCUGCUCUUCUUCAGCGUCCGCGACGCGACAAAGGUGGUGGCGCGGUACGCGGCCAGCGCCAUCAUAUGCAGGGCCGUGGUGCGCUUCGAGCUGGCGGGGCUGACCGAGGCGACGACGUACGGCGACGACGGGCCUCCGCCGGAGAGCACAGAAGCUCUGGACGAGGAGGUGACGAUGUCGUUGGACGAGGCCAAAGACAGUAGAGGCAAUGGGUAA
Hirsutella rhossiliensis is the source of this 1116-nucleotide messenger RNA. RefSeq lists its product as uncharacterized. Lineage: Eukaryota; Fungi; Ascomycota; Sordariomycetes; Hypocreales; Ophiocordycipitaceae. The coding region runs from base 1 to 1116 and encodes 371 amino acids. The transcript has a single exon. The record is from RefSeq and is a predicted model, not a curated record.